This is a messenger RNA of Lymnaea stagnalis (great pond snail), 963 nucleotides long. The record is from the annotation of a GenBank genome assembly. NCBI's taxonomy places the organism in Eukaryota, Metazoa, Mollusca, Gastropoda, Lymnaeidae.
UCCAUAAUUUUCGCUCAUUUCAUGGUCCUACCGGGUCUCGUCUUGAACGCGAUCAACGUCAUCAUAUUCGCCAGGAUGGGUCUAGCGGACUCCACCAACAUCUCACUGUUAGGCCUUACCCUGGCGGACAUCGGCGUCUUGUUGACCAUGGUGGGGCUCUGCGUCCUCUUCAACCCUUUAACCCUUUCAGCGGCGCCAUCUAUGGACAUCAUCGACGCCAUCAACUACAUCGUCCUGGGGACCCCCUUGAACAUAUUCAGCCGGAUAUCCGGUCUCAUAACCGGUUUCAUAAGCCUCGAGAGGCUCUUAUGCGUCGCGUGGCCUCUGCACAUCAAAUUUCUCGUCACAAAACAGAGAACAGUUCUCGUUGUCGUCGGCGCAUACGCUCUGAUGUUCACCAGUGGUAUCCCAACGUUCAUAGCCCACCCCAUCGGAAUGAGGUUCAACCCAGUCCUAAAUGCAACAGUUGUGGGGUUAGUCUUUUCCGCAAACACCGAGGAGCUAGAAAAUAUUUCCGUCAGCGCUAACAUCGCAGCCCAGACAGCGUCCUUUGUAGUGGUCACGGUAUCAACCGUUUUCUUAACCAGGUCGCUGCACAGGUCCGCUCAGUGGAGAGGAGCCAUCCAUCGGCAAGCGUCGAAGAGUUCCGCCAGGGACAAACAGCUGGUCAAGAUGGUCGUCUUAAUCUCGGCAACCUUCAUCGCCUGCUCACUGCCGCUCGUGGUUGUUAACGCGGUGAUGCCGUUUCGGAACGAGUUCAGCUUCAAGGGAAGAGAAAAAAAUGUGUUCAUGUUAACCUGCGGUGUGUUCUUUGCGUUACAGUCCAUCAACGCGUCGGUCAACUUCUUCGUCUACCUGGCCAUGAGCUCCAAGUUUAAACAAAACUUGUACACUUUGUUGGGUCUUGAAGGUAAUUCGUCAGAUAGUAGUAAGUCUAGAGAUGCACUAAAGACAGCAAUCUAA